GCCGGGGCAGCGAGGGCGCUGCAACCGGAAGUAGCGCGUGCGUGUGGCUUCUCUCGAGUCACCCAGCGUCUAUUUGUUGAGCGCUUCCCGUGAGGCGAGCGCUGUACUGAGCGCUCGGGAGGGAACCGCAUGGGCCGCAAGAAGAAGAAGAAGAAGGAGACUGGCGCCGCCGGGGCGCGGGGCCGACAGGUCCUCACCUUCGAUGAGGAGAAGCGGCGGGAGUACCUGACCGGCUUCCACAAGCGUAAAGUGGAGCGGAGGAAGGCGGCCGUGGAGGAGAUCAAGCGCAAGCUGAAGGAGGAGCAGAAGAAACUGCGGGAGGAGCGCCACAAGGAAUACCUGAAGAUGCUGUCAGAGCGAGAAGAGGCCCUGGAAGAGGCAGACGAGCUGGAGCGACUGGUGACGUCGCAGACGGAGACCGUGCGGUACGACCACCCUAACCACACGGUGACCGUGACCACCAUCUGCGACCUGGACCUCUCUGGGGCUCGCCAGCUGGGGCUACCCCAGCCUGGGGCGGAAGACAGUGCUGGAUCGGAGAAAGAGGAAGAGCCGUGGGACAGAACCACCAGUGCCUUGCCCAAAAAGUCUGGAGACCCCUUCCUGUCCCAGAGGAUCUCCACCCUCACUGCCUCCCUACACGCGCACACCCGCAAAAAGGUCAAGAGGAAGCGCCCUCGGCGCCCCCUGGACUCGGGCAAGAAGCCUCCCAGCGCCGGGCGGACCACCAGAUCUCAACGCCGCAAACUGACGGGCAAGGCCAGACCCGGCGGAGACUGAGCGGCCGGGAGCCGCCGGACCUCGCCCACGGCCAGGCGCGCACGCCGGACCGUGCCGGACACGCCUUGUCUGGGAAGCGGCUCCGCAGAGGAACGCCGCCCGUCUCCCAGCCCGGGCCCGGGCUUCCGGCUCCCCGCGGGCCUGGGCGUCGCGCUGGCCACCUUUUGCCGGGCCGGGCCGAAACCAUCCCCCUUCCCCGUCCCUUCCAGGGUCUCGGUCGGGGCCCCUGACUUCAGUCGCCUCGCCCGCGGGGGAGGAGCCGGAAGCUCCAGUAGGAAGUGGUGUGGAGACUUCCUGUCGUCAUCACAGACAUUAGAUGUUUUUGCCAAACGGGA
This is a messenger RNA of Ornithorhynchus anatinus (platypus), 1115 nucleotides long. It is a transcript of the gene NOL12, whose product is annotated as nucleolar protein 12. Gene Ontology annotation, cellular component: nucleolus. The transcript has 6 exons. Bases 130 to 780 code for a protein of 216 amino acids. Gene Ontology annotation, molecular function: RNA binding. NCBI's taxonomy places the organism in Eukaryota, Metazoa, Chordata, Mammalia, Monotremata, Ornithorhynchidae. The record is from RefSeq and is a predicted model, not a curated record.